This is a messenger RNA of Colletotrichum scovillei, 3110 nucleotides long. RefSeq names its product fungal specific transcription factor domain-containing protein. NCBI's taxonomy places the organism in Eukaryota, Fungi, Ascomycota, Sordariomycetes, Glomerellales, Glomerellaceae. The transcript is spliced from 4 exons. Gene Ontology annotation, molecular function: DNA binding; DNA-binding transcription factor activity, RNA polymerase II-specific; zinc ion binding. The record is from RefSeq and is a predicted model, not a curated record. Gene Ontology annotation, biological process: DNA-templated transcription; regulation of DNA-templated transcription. The coding region runs from base 547 to 3000 and encodes 817 amino acids.
UUGUGGUCUCAACACGAGAAGGCACGAGAGGCCCAAGUUAAGCAAAGAGCCUCAAUUCUUAGCACCGAACUGACCAAGUCGACAGUCAUGUUGUUCGUCUCAUAGGCUGGACGUCCCCGCAUGUGACUUUUGCAUACUCUCUGUCAUACCACCUCGAUUGUUUUGUACGAAUUGUGAUCCGGAUCGUCCGUCUCUAAGCUCUUGCCUGCUCGUUCCUGGCCAUCUACACUGCCCGCAUACAGGAUACGGCACUUCAACCUAUCCCGGGACCGUCUUGUACACCAUCACGUCGAUAGCGUCUCGGUCAAUAAUACAGCUUCCUCCUCCGAUCCUGGCAAGAGGUUCGGCGGCAGCAUCUGGAAGUGCUUCUUCAUUGGAUAUCACCCUUUAGACUCACAUGCUGCAUCCCGUCAACGUUUCGCCUGCAAACGUCACCCCUCGGAUCCGAGUUGGGAACAAGCCAGCCGACGAACCACGUCUGCAAGGUGGCUGACUGUCGCGUCGUCGUUGCAUCUCAAGAGAGAGGCAUCCACAUAAUACUGAACCAUGUCGUCGGGAGAAGCCCAGCUCCCACCCCCACCGAGGGCAGUUCCUCCACCCGCACCCGAACCCGACCCCAUGGCAGCGAUGAAGCUUACCAGGGGGACCUCGUGUGUGCUGUGCCAGCAACGAAAAGUCCGCUGCGACAAGAACAAGCCGUGUGCCAACUGCGUCAAGGCCAGGGUAGAGUGUCGAGUAAUACCACCACAGCCGCCAAGAAGGCGCAAGAAACGUCUUCAGGAACGCGAUCUCGUCGACCGCCUCAAAAAGUACGAAUCCCUCUUGGCGGAGAAUGGCGUCAAGUUCGACCCCAUCGCCGCCGAGCUCAAGGCCGGCGAUAGGAACUCGACACACCUUGACGAUGACCACAUGCUCGACGAGGAUGCCGACCUCGCGAACGACUUUGAGGGGCUAAAGACCUCGCCCGAGGGGAGCACAUCCCCUUCCGUGGCAGGGAGUCGGAGAUCACAAUCCGAUAAGCCAUUUAGCAAAUGGUUUCCCUUUCACAAAGAGUUUCGAGCUAGCGAGGAGCUGUUGCGAGACUCGUCAGAAGACGAGGUUGACGGCUCAACCAUCCAUCACGCCUUUGACAAGAUGUACGACAACCAGGACGGCUUUCCAUUCAUCGUGGGAAGCCGAAACGCCUCCGUGACGCAUCUCCACCCAUCACCUAUCCAAAUCUUUCAACUGUGGCAAAUCUACAUUAACAACGUCAACCCCUUACUCAAAAUAACGCAUGUGCCAACGGUACAGGGCCUCAUCAUCGAGGCCAGCGCCAACCUCGAAAAGAUCCCAAAGAGCGUCGAGACGCUCAUGUUUGCCAUUUACCUCAUGGCAGUCACCUCCAUGGAAGACGUGGACGUGGCAAAGAUGUUCAACGAGCCAAAGCCUACCGUCCUGUCCAGGUUCCACACCGCGCUUCAGCAAGCCUUGGUCAACGCGGGCUUCAUGCGGACCAGUGAUACGAUGGUCCUCCAGGCCUAUAUGCUCUACUUGAUCGCCGUUCGCAUGUUUGUCGACCCGCGGCAAAUAUUCUGUCUCGUCGGUAUCGCCGUGAGGAUAGCCCAACGGAUGGGCCUCCACCGCGACGCCGCCGCCUUCGGCCUAUCGCCGUACGAAGUCGAGCAACGCCGGCGGCUGUGGUGGACCAUUGUAGGCUACGACCGCCGGAUAGGAGAGAUGACGGGGUCGACCGUGACGGCACUGUCCACCGCCGCCGACUGCAAGCUGCCCCUCAACAUCAACGACACAGACCUCCACGUCAACGGCAAGGACGCCCCGACCCCGCACCAGGGCGUGACGGAGAUGCUCUUCGUCCUCAUCCGGACAGAGCUGGCCAUGGCCAUCAGCAGCGACACCUUGCGCGACGGCCAACGCCACGGAGACAAGGAUAAGGACGCCGGUGGCGGCGGAGGCACCGGCACCAGUACCGGCCCCCAAGCACCGCCGCGUCCCAUCUCAACGGUGCGCAUGGCCGGCCAGGACCAAGUCUACACCCUCGACGGCUUCUUCGCGCACAUUGAAGGCACGUACCUCAAAUGGUGCGACCCCAAGAUCCCACUACACUUCUUCACUCUCACCAUGACGCGGCAAUCGCUCUGCAAGAUGCGCGUCAUCUCGUUCCUCGUGCGCAUGGGCAACGGCGAGGCGACGACGCUGGCGGAGCACGAGCGCGACACGCUCUUCCUCGAGGCCGUCCAGAUGAUCGAGUACGACAACGUCGUCCAGGCCGCCGACAGCCUAGGGGGAUACAAGUGGUACACGUACCUCCACUUCCCGUUCCCCGCGUACAUGUUCUUGGUGACGGAGCUGCGGCACAGGUUGACGGGCACCAUGGUCGAGCGCGCGUGGGACGCCAUCGCCGAGAACCACGAGCGGAGGGGUCUGAUGAGCACGCUGCACAGUCCCAUGCACAUUGCGUUUGGCAACCUAUUCAUCAAGGCGUGGGACGCGCACGCGGCUGGGCAGGAGCAGAUUGGGAAGAAGCCGAUGCAGGAGCCCAUGUGGAUCACGAGGCUUCGGCAGCGCGCGGAGAAGAUGGGGAAGAAGCAGCACGGGGGCGGGAGUGGGGGCGGACGCCGGCCCGGGCCGGAGAUGGGCAUGGGCGGGCCCAGCGUCGGUGUUCCACCGGGCGGCGGUGUCUCGCAGCAGGCGGGUGGUGUGGGUCGGGCGGCGCCGGUGAACAACAGCGCGUCGCAGCUCCCGAUGCAACAGAUUCCGCAAAACAUGAUGAUGACGCCGCCGUCCGUGACGGCGGGCACGCCGGUGAUGAACCCGCCCCCGUCCGAGGCCGACGUCAUCGAUAUGGAUUGGAGCUACCUGAUGCAAGGAUACGACAUGGACACGUACGGGGCCUUUGGAGGCGGUUUCGGGGGGUUUCCCAUGGGCGGGAACGGCAUGGUUGGCGGUGGACCCGGCAUGAUGGGCAACGCGGACGGUAACAACAUGUUUGGAAAUUAGGGGGUCUAUCUAAGUAUCUGGGGUCUUUCUACCUGGACCUUAAACCAUCUUUAUUACGAUGUAAUGAAUUCAAACGUGCCAGCGAACAGCACUUGUACUUUUUUAGCAGC